UCGUUCGUCUUCUUUUUCGUUGUUCUUUUUUCUCUUUCUCAUUCCGCUCUCUCCCCCAAACCCUAUCAGCAGCAUCGUUUCCAAAUCUCUCUCUCUGUCUCUCUCGCAUGGGAGGAUUUCUCUUCAUCUCCUCCUGAAACAUCUCAUUGUUUUAUCUAUUUCCUUUUUUAAAAUUUACAAAGAAAAAAAACAAUGGGAUCUACUAAGGAGGCGACGAGGGUUUUGAACGUGUAUCGCCAAAUCCUAAAAGCUGUGGACAAGCACAUAGGGAAAGAUGGUGGGAAAGGCCAUUUUCGCGAGUACGUGAUCGAUGAGUUCCGGAAGAACAAAGCGCUCUCCGAUGAAGCUGCGGUCCGUGACAAGCUGAAGCUCGCGCACGACUAUGCUUUCCUCCUCAACAGCGUCCAUCAUCACAAGGAAUUGCUAUUCUCAUAUAACAUAGCCGUGGAUCGGUCGGACGAGGUGAAGAAGAUAUUGGACAAAUCUGCCGCCAGUGUGGGCCUCCGGCUUCCGGACGUUUACCAACCGUGAAGGUUUGGCAAUGUGUCUGAAGUUAGCAGGUGAAAUUUUUGGAAUUUUGUCAUGAAUAACUCAAUAGUAGCUCGCAAAAAGUCCAAUGCUGAUGAAGAUUGUAAUUUUCUCUUUUGUUCGUAAUGUAGUGUUCUAUCUGCAAACUAUCACGUGAUGCAUUUGUGUAUAAAAACUACAAAGCAGUGCUAGCUUUUGGCUGAUUUUAUCAAUAGAAAUAGCAUAUAAUUUAAUUUCUUUUUGUUUCAAA
Ananas comosus (pineapple) is the source of this 778-nucleotide messenger RNA. RefSeq lists its product as uncharacterized. The record is from RefSeq and is a predicted model, not a curated record. NCBI's taxonomy places the organism in Eukaryota, Viridiplantae, Streptophyta, Magnoliopsida, Poales, Bromeliaceae. The coding region runs from base 193 to 531 and encodes 112 amino acids. The transcript is spliced from 3 exons.